Molecule: messenger RNA, 2028 nt
Organism: Eutrema salsugineum
Lineage: Eukaryota; Viridiplantae; Streptophyta; Magnoliopsida; Brassicales; Brassicaceae
Product: acidic leucine-rich nuclear phosphoprotein 32-related protein
Exons: 2
Coding region: 343-1323 (326 amino acids)
Cellular component (GO): nucleus
Molecular function (GO): histone binding
Source: RefSeq, a predicted model, not a curated record
CCCGCCCCAAUCAAUUAAGAGCCCAACAAGAGACGAUGUUUAGGUUUUCGUCUUCCUUCACGAGGUUUAGUGGCGACUGGUGGUGACCGUACAAAUUAGGGUUUCCUUUUACGCCGGUAGAGAAAAAAAAACAUCGAAAAGGGAGUUUAUUUGACUCUGUUACCCUCUAAUCAACUCUUACCCCCAUCGAGAUUUCGCGGUUUCCUUCUGUUCAAUUUUUUUUUUUUUGGGGAUUUCUGUGUUGUGAUUCUUCUUCUCGCGAGUUUCAAAGCUAUUAUCUUUUUGAGAGACGUGAAAUACGGAUACUGGUGCGGCGAGAUUUUAGGCGGGUUUUUGUUUUUGAUGGACGAGAUUUGGGAAAGAGCUGUUGAAGCGGCUUUGGAUGGUCAAACGGACCGUUUAGCUACACGGACGUUAACACUUGACGGUGCUGCGAAAUGCGUCCAGGGACGUUUACCACCACCUAGCCUUCUCGAGAGGUUUCAGAAUCUUCAGCAUCUCUCAAUAGCUAACAUCGGUGUUUCUUCGCUCGAGCAGUUCCCUAGGCUCGGGAAUCUGCAGAAGCUAAUCUUAUCUGAUAACCGGAUCACUGUGGGUCUGGAGUUUCUGGUCGAGGCUGGGCUUGAUUCGCUGCGUGAUUUGGAUUUGUCGAAUAACCGGAUCCAGUUCGUUGAGGAUCUUGCUCCUCUUGCUCAGUUGAAGCUGGUUUCGCUUGAUCUGUAUGAGUGUCCUGUGACGAGGGUUAAGGAUUAUCGAUCCAGGGUUUUUGCUUUGAUCAAAACUUUGAAGUAUUUAGAUAAGACGGAUGCGGAAGGGAACGAGAGGCCUGAAUCUGAUGAUGAGGAUGAUGAGGAAGAUGAGGAGGAGGAGGAAGAAGAAGAGGAAGGUGAUGAGGAGGAUCCUGGAAGCGGGGAGGUUGAUGGAGACGAGAGAACAGAGGGUCCUUGGAUGAGUAAUGGGCACAGUGAGAGGGUAGAUGGAGUUGUUGAUGUGGAUGAGGAUGAAGAGAGUGAUGCAGAGGAUGAUGAGUCAGAGCAGGCGGCUGGAGUUAACGGGACGAGUUACAGGCCUAAUGGGUUUCGUCUUCAAGCUGUAAAUGGAGAGGAAGGGGAAGAUAAUGGUGACGAUAGUGAGUCUGGGGAAGAGAUUGAUGAGGAGGAAGUAGGGGAAGACAAUGAUGCGGUUGAGGUGAAUGAAAUUGAAGAUAGUGAUAACGAGGAAGAUGGGGUUGAUGAUGAAGAAGAUGAAGAAGAGGACGAUGAUGAAGAGGAAGUGGAUCACGAUGAUCGUGGUCUUGGUGGGUCAGGGAGUACAGGACGGUAGAUGAAUGCAGGAGAGAUUGAUGGGCACGAGCAAGGGGAUGAUGCUGAGGAUAACGAUGGUGAGACUGGGGAGGACGACCAAGGGGUUGAGGAUGAUGGGGAUUUCGGGGAUGACGAUGAUGGUGAAGACGAGGAUGAAGAAUCUGGUGAAGGAUACCUUGUUCAGCCAGUGUCACAAGUGGAAGAUCAUGAUGCUGUGGGUAGUGACAUCGAGCCCAUCAACGAAGACAACGAUCCGGAUGAAGAAGAAGAAGUUGAAGAUGACCUGCCAAUCCCUGACCACUCCCUGCCAUCAUCAUCAUCAUCUCGUCCAAAGAGAAAACGUGAUGACAAAGAUGAUGGCGAAGAUGAUGAUGAUGACGAUGAUGAUGAUGGUGACGACGACGGCGUUGAUGAUGAGGAAGGUUGAACAUACACACAUUAUCUUGUUUGAUGAGUUUUGGAUGCAAAAGAAGCUCUGCGCCUUGUGGAUUAGGACGGCUAUAUCUGAAUGUUCAAAUGUCAGUUAUGGUCUUGGCUGGUGGAUUUUCAAAUGACGGUUACACAACUUGGAUUUACCCGCCUUUUUAGAAACCCACUUUAUGGAGGGAAAGAAAAACCAAAAAAACAAAAAAACAAAGACAGCAAAGGAUAGUUUCGAGACCUUGUUUCUCUGUUAGAGGGUCUUGUAAGAUGCUUAUAUGUGGAUAAAUCUUUUGAGUUAUAA